AUGGAGGACUACGAGAAGUUUGUGGAGUUGCGUUUAUCUCAGCUAAAAAUGACUGAAGAUACUGUUGAAGACAAACCGAAAGUACCUUCUUUAAUCUGCUUCUACGGUCGACCUAUCCUCCCUCCUCUGGUCUCAGAGGCACAGAAGAAGGAGAUGACCAGACUCAAAGAGGCUGCACAAACAGCUGCAGCAAACAGGAACCACAAGGAUGAUCCAAGAAUGUCCUAUGUCCAAACGAUUCUGCGGAGUGUUGAUAUAAGAAAAACGCCUACACUAGAAGAGCUCCUCAAAGAAUCAGAAAUUGACAAUCAAUCAUUACCUGACGUAGGCCAUGACUCUAGCUGCACGUCUCUCAACCAAUCCUACGACGUGGACACCCCCUCUGAGUUGUGGCUGAACUGUUUGUUCGAGGAGAAGCACAUGACACCAGAGAGCGGAGGUGAAGGCCAGCGCUCAAAGGUGAAACGGAGGCUGCAGAUGACCGAAGGCAUCCCGGCGAAAGAAGACGAGCAGGCGGAAAGGAGAGCCAGCACAUCCAAGGCUGCUGCGCAGUGGCAUGAAGGCCUCGACGGUGUGAAGGAAAGACAGGCACAACUGAGACAGAUCCACGCAGCUCAGAUCAGGGCGCUUCAGGACCAGCACCAACGACAGCAGGAACAACUUCUACAGGCGUUGGCAGUGCGUUACAGUCUUCUCCAGAGCGUGUCCUUGCCCUGUUCCGUGUCCACCUCACGUCUUGGGGACACACUGACCUUUCCAACCCUCUCUCAGCUCCCGCUCCCUGUGCACUAUCGCCACCUGCUGUCUGCCAUCGCAAAGGGCUUUCUGACGCGCAGGCUGCUGAAGACUGAAAGAGUGGCCCAGCUGGUCCGCACUGCCAGGGACACGCAUCAGUUUUUACAGGCCUUUCAGAAGCACAGCCCCAACAAAGGGCUGCCGUCCAGACAAGACCUUUUUCUGCAAGAGAGAGUAACGCUACAACUUCGCGCUGCUCGGUACGAGAUACAUGACAUCUUCUUCAGUCUAUCGCCCAGAGAGAAGAUGCAACUGAUAAGCAUCGACAGAGACCUGGCCCGGGAAAGGGCUUUCAAGCAACAAAAUGCACAUGGAGGCAAACAAAGAGGAAAGGGCACAUUGUCGGCUGCAACGCAGAAAUCCCUGGAGAGAAAGAGUGCUGUAAUGAUGUAUAAAAAGUCGGCGGAGAGACACAGGGGAGCAGGGACGAGACUUCGGCACAAGCCCGGACUCUCUGCUGAGCAGUCAUUAGAGACGCGCGCAGGACAGCACAGAGCAAAUCCUCAGAGGGUCCCCAAGAGCACUUACACCUCCAGACCCCGAUGA
Knipowitschia caucasica is the source of this 1341-nucleotide messenger RNA. Lineage: Eukaryota; Metazoa; Chordata; Actinopteri; Gobiiformes; Gobiidae. The record is from the annotation of a GenBank genome assembly.